UCACGUGACUCUAUGUCGUCACCAGUUCGUUCCUUUCCGCAUCCCUACCUGGUGGUUCAUUCUGUAACUUUAGCAUCAUUUUCCCCUGGUUUAACCUGCUUGUCAUCUCAUGUAGCAGCUUUUUGUUGGGUGUAAAAGUCGUUCAGGUUUGUUUUUUUCUACUGGUCUGCGGUUCUGGACCCGGAAAGGUUUUAUUUUUCAUGCGGAAGCCACUGGAAGAGGCGGGCUAGCCUCUGGAAGCUAACAGCUGUUUGGGUUUCAGCAGCGGAAAGUCGCUGUCAGGCAGCCAAGCUUCCUCAAAGGUUCUAUGACCUUUGACCCCAUCAUCCAGACCCAGGAUGUACCCCCCUCCCAGGAAGGACUUCAUCGCGCUGACCCUGAGCGACCCCCACAGUCACGCCUACAACAACGGCAAACACCGGAGACAGUCCUGCUGGAGGAAAUGGAAGCAGCUUUCUCGGAUGCAGCGGAGCCUCAUCCUCUUCCUGCUGGCUCUAAUGCUCGUGUUCGCGCUGCUCUCCUUCCCCAGCGUUGUGGAGCAGCGGAGAGGGCGGUCCGAUACGGAGGACUGGCUGGAGCUGAGUGACAGAGGUCUGGUUCCCCCGGUUCUGAAGCCGGUUGAAGGCAGAGGCCCGGCAGCCGGGCCCCAUGUGGAGCCAGCUGACCCGAUGGAGCCCAGAGGACCGAACAUCCCUGCUUUGGCUAGGCCGCCCACCAAGAGGAAGCCAUUUCCCAACAAAAGAGCUCCACCAAACUCCCGAAAGGAAGGAAAUGCUUUGGACACAGUGAGCGACGCAAAGCAGAACCAGGAAGUGGUUCGGGAAGAAGCCGGCGAGGAAAAGGAGGAGGAGAGAGUCAUCAGCAGGAGAGGAGCUGAGCCGGCCACAGAACCACUGUCCAAUCAGAAAGAAGCUGUGGAGCCUCAAGCGCCGGCCAAACCUGCUGCCUCCGUCCAUCAGCAAGUUUCCCCCGGAGCGGCGGAGCGUCUGGAGGCCGUCCGCGACGCCUUCAGGCACGCUUGGAAAGCCUACCGGGAAUACGCCUGGGGUCACGACGAGCUCAAACCCAUCUCCAAGUCAUUCAGCGAAUGGUUCGGCUUGGGCCUGACGCUCAUUGACUCUCUGGACACCAUGUGGAUUAUGGGGCUAAAAGAAGAAUUUGCUGAAGCUAGAAGCUGGGUGGAGAAAGAGCUUUCCUUUGACAAGAACGUGGACGUGAAUCUUUUUGAGACGACCAUUCGGAUUCUGGGCGGACUGCUGAGCUGCUACCACCUGACAGGAGACCAGCUCUUCUUAGACAAAGCUAAAGACCUGGGGUCCCGAAUGAUGCCGGCUUUCAAGACACCAUCAAAGAUCCCGUUUUCAGACGUCAACAUCGGGAAGGGGACGGCACACCCGCCGCGGUGGACGUCAGACAGUACAGUCGCCGAGGUCACCAGCAUCCAGCUGGAGUUCAGGGAGCUGAGCCACCUGACCCAGGACCCCCAGUACCAGGAYGCUGUGAACGAGGUGAUGCGGCUCGUCCACAAGCUGCCAGGGAAAUACGACGGCCUGGUUCCCAUGUUCAUCAACACCAACAGCGGCCAGUUCUCCCAUAAAGGCGUUUUCACGCUGGGCGCGCGGGCCGACAGCUACUACGAAUACCUGCUGAAGCAGUGGAUCCAGGGCGGGAAGACCGAGGACGAGCUGCUGGAGGAUUACCUGCAGGCGGUGGAGGGAGUGAAGAAGCACCUGGUGAGGCAGACCGGACCCGGCAGGCUCACCUUCAUCGGAGAACUGUCCCAAAACCGCUUCAACCCCAAAAUGGACCACCUGGUGUGCUUCCUGCCGGGGACUCUGGCUCUGGGGGCGCACAGCGGCCUGCCGCCGGACCACAUGGACCUGGCCCAGCAGCUGAUGGAGACCUGCCACCAGAUGUACAGGCAGAUGGAGACGGGGCUCAGCCCGGAGAUCGCUCACUUCAACGUGCAGGGCAGCGAAGGCCAGGACGUUUCUGUGAAGCCUGCUGACAGACACAACCUGCUGCGCCCCGAGACGGUGGAGAGUCUGUUCUACAUGUACCGGUUCACCAAGGAGGCCAAGUACAGAGACUGGGGCUGGGACAUCCUGCAGAGCUUCAACGCCUUCACCAAGGUCCCUGGCGGCGGCUACACGUCCAUCAGCAACGUCCGUGACCCCGCUAACCCCGGCCCCCGGGACAAGAUGGAGAGCUUCUUCCUGGGCGAGACGCUGAAGUACCUCUACCUGCUGUUCUCCGACGACGAGGAGCUGCUCAGCCUAGACAAGUACGUCUUCAACACCGAGGCUCACCCUCUGCCCAUAUGGCCUUCUCCGCCCAAAUGAAGCCCGGAGUCCCGCAAGGUCCAGGUUUCAGCCUCCUUUAUUUUUCCUAAGGAAAAGCUUUCAUAUCCGAACUCGGAUCAGACUCACCAGAACACUUUGUUACGACUCGGUUAUCGAUUAAUGACUGUACAUUUUCUAAUUUUGGGUUAUUUUACAAGGUGUAAAUCACUCAUUAGUGCCAUUUAAUGUCUGAACCGUACAUUUAGUGGUGAUUUAUCACUUCUGUGGGUAAAUAAUGGAGACGUUUAAUAAGUGAGCCGACAUUCUUCAUGAACCAGGUUCUUCAAUGAAUGUAGUUUAUUUUUUUUCCGGGUUAAUUUAUGUUUAUUUAUUUGGGCUUCAUGGAUGUUUUUGUUUGCUGUUACUUGGAAAUUCACUUUAAAUGAAGGGAUUUAUUGAACUGUCUGGACCUGAGAUGGACUUGCAGCCAACUCUGACCUGGAAGAAACUUGAAUAGAAAGUAUUUUUGAAGGUCAGAUGGAGAAAGAAAGAUCAUUUUUUCCUACUACAAAAUAUUAUGGCCAUCAUACAUGUUGAGGUUUUCCGCAGAAAUUCUCGCAAAAUCAACAAAUCACUGAAUUUUUGUUGCAAAUUUUACAGAGAAAUUGUCAAAAUCAUCAGGUUAAAGUGACAAACUCCCACCUGUAGGGGGCAGUAUUGAUUGUAUCAGCUUUAAUUGAUGUCAAAUCAACAAAGUGCCAUCCCUCUGUUCUCCACGAGAGUUACAAGAAAUUAUUGCUCAAUUUCUCACAAAGCACCUUGGAAUCUUGGAGUUACAGAAAAAUAUAGUACAUUUUUCUCGAAACAGUAAAUUUUAACCAAACUAUUCAGAAAUUUUCAGAUUUAUUUAACACAUUUACAUUAAAAGAAGAAUUCUUUCCAAAAGGCGCAAAUCAUCAAAAUCAGCCGAUUUUAACUAUUGUUUUCAUUUUCUUUUUUACUUGCUAAUUUCUUUUCUCUGACAAAACAUGAAAUUAAUCUCAAAAUUUCCAGGGGCUUUUGGCAGAAAAUCAUUGUGUAUAAUUACCGUAAUACUUGGCCAUAGUUUUCAUUUUCUCCUGAUCCAGGAAAAAUUAGAAGAAAAAAAAAAGAUUUGGGGAAU
Molecule: messenger RNA, 3444 nt
Organism: Poecilia reticulata (guppy)
Lineage: Eukaryota; Metazoa; Chordata; Actinopteri; Cyprinodontiformes; Poeciliidae
Gene: man1b1a
Product: mannosidase, alpha, class 1B, member 1a
Biological process (GO): carbohydrate metabolic process; mannose trimming involved in glycoprotein ERAD pathway
Cellular component (GO): membrane; endoplasmic reticulum
Molecular function (GO): mannosyl-oligosaccharide 1,2-alpha-mannosidase activity; calcium ion binding
Source: RefSeq, a predicted model, not a curated record